AUGUGUGGUAUUUUCGCCUACGUCAACUACCUUGUGGAAAAGGACCGCCGCACGAUCAUCGAUACCCUGUUGAACGCGCAGGCCCGCCUUGAGUACCGUGGGUAUGAUAGCGCUGGUCUCACCGUCGACGGUGACACCGACAAGGAUGUCCUGAUCUUCAAGCAGGUCGGCAAGGUCAAGGCUCUCCGUGAGCACAUCAACGAGUCCCCCGUGGACUUUAGCCGCACUUUCCUUUCGCAUGCCGGUAUGGCCCACACCCGUUGGGCGACCCACGGCCCCCCGUCGCCGCUCAACUGCCACCCCCACCGCAGCGACCCGAAGGGUGAGUUUACCCUUGUGCACAACGGUAUCAUUACCAACUACCGUGAGCUGAAGCUCGUCCUCGAGAAGAAGGGCUACAAGUUCGAGACCGACACCGACACUGAGGCGGUGGUCGUGCUCGUUAAGUACUUCUGGGACUCGUACCCCGAGAACCGCAAGCCCGACUUCCACACGGUCGUCCGCUGCGCCAUCAAGGAGCUCGAGGGUGCCUUCUCGUUCGUCUUCAAGUCGGUGCACUUCCCGGGCGAGAUUGUGGUGGCCCGCCGCGGCUCGCCGCUCCUGAUCGGUGUCAAGACCGAGAAGAAGCUCAAGGUCGACUUUGUCGAUGUCCAGCUCGGCAACCAGUCGGACGCCGACGGCUACGGCAACGAGCCGAACCUGAACAACCCCCCGAGCUUUGAGCAGGGCGGCAUCCAGGCCGUGCAGAACCCGGGCAGCAUCGACAAGCUGAUCCGCUCGCAGUCGCGCGCCUUCCUCUCGGAGGACGGUCUGCCCCAGCCGAUCGAAUACUUUGUGGCGUCGGACGCCUCGGCGGUGAUUGAGCACACGAAGCGCGUGCUCUACCUCGAGGACGACGACAUUGCCCACAUCGCCGACGGUGAGCUGCACAUUCACCGCCUGCGCCGCAACGACGGCCUGUCGACCACGCGUUCGAUCGAGACCCUCGAGAUGGAGCUCGCCGAGAUCAUGAAGGGCCAGUUUGACCACUUUAUGCAGAAGGAGAUCUACGAGCAGCCCGAGUCGGUGGUCAACACCAUGCGUGGCCGUGUCAACUUUGACUCGCGCCACGUCAAGCUCGGUGGCCUGACGCAGUAUCUCUCGACCAUUCGCCGCUGCCGCCGCAUCGUCUUCAUCGCAUGCGGUACCUCGUACCACUCUUGCCUUGCUACCCGUGCCAUCUUUGAGGAGCUCACCGAGAUCCCCAUCUCGAUCGAGCUGGCGUCCGACUUCCUCGACCGCAAGUCGCCCAUCUUCCGCGACGAUGUGUGCGUCUUUGUGUCGCAGUCGGGUGAGACCGCCGACACGAUCCUUGCCAUGCGCUACUGUCUCGCCCGCGGUGCGCUCUGUGUGGGUAUUGUCAACACCGUCGGCUCGACCAUCUCGCGCGAGACGCACUGCGGUGUGCACAUCAACGCCGGCCCCGAGAUCGGUGUCGCGUCGACCAAGGCAUACACUUCGCAAUACAUCGCUCUGAUCAUGAUGGCUGUGCAGCUCUCUGAGGACCGCCUGUCUAUGACCGAGCGCCGCAACGAGAUCAUCGAUGGCCUCCACGCUCUGCCCGAGCAGAUCCGCACCGUGCUGAACCACGACAAGAUGUACCAGGACCUCGCCUACAACGUGCUUGCCAGGGAGAAGUCGCUGCUCAUCAUGGGCCGUGGCUACCAGCACGCCACCUGUCUCGAGGGUGCGCUCAAGAUCAAGGAGGUCUGCUACAUGCACUCGGAGGGCAUCCUCGCCGGUGAGCUCAAACACGGUCCGCUUGCGCUGAUCGACGAGUCGAUGGCCGUCAUCCUCGUGAUGACCAAGGACUCGCUGUACCCCAAGGUGCAGACCGCCCUGAGCCAGGUCAUUGCCCGCAGCGGCCGCCCCAUCAUUAUCUGCAACGAGGACGACACCAACGUGACCGAGGACGGGCGUGCAAUCCGCGUGCCCCAAACUGUCGACUGUCUGCAGGGUCUCCUGACCGUCGUGCCGCUCCAGCUUCUUUCAUACCACCUGGCCACUGCGUGCGGCGUCGACGUCGACUUCCCCCGCAACCUGGCCAAGAGUGUGACCGUGGAGUAA
Malassezia japonica is the source of this 2106-nucleotide messenger RNA. It is a transcript of the gene GFA1, whose product is annotated as glutamine--fructose-6-phosphate transaminase (isomerizing). The record is from RefSeq and is a predicted model, not a curated record. Gene Ontology annotation, molecular function: L-glutamine:D-fructose-6-phosphate transaminase (isomerizing) activity; carbohydrate derivative binding. Bases 1 to 2106 code for a protein of 701 amino acids. Lineage: Eukaryota; Fungi; Basidiomycota; Malasseziomycetes; Malasseziales; Malasseziaceae. Gene Ontology annotation, biological process: fructose 6-phosphate metabolic process; UDP-N-acetylglucosamine metabolic process; protein N-linked glycosylation. The transcript has 3 exons.